Acaulospora colombiana is the source of this 457-nucleotide messenger RNA. Lineage: Eukaryota; Fungi; Glomeromycota; Glomeromycetes; Diversisporales; Acaulosporaceae. The record is from the annotation of a GenBank genome assembly.
UGGGUCGCCAAUUACGACAUGGGUCUCAACACGUCAUCCCCCCGCAAGCGGGCGCUUCAGCGACAUAUUCGGUUUCGUGGAAUCGAGAAAUGGAAGAUGGGAGAGAUUAUUGCAUCGCUUCCACUUCUCAUUUUCGUCGCGCUGUUCUUGUUCUUUAUUGGAAUAGCGGACUGGCUUUGGCACAUGAACUGAGCCAUAUCCGGAAUCGUUAUUGGAGUCGGACCAGGAGUGACAAGGAGCAACAGCUGACGUUCGUCAAACAUGAGGAGAAGAAAUUCGAAGAGAAAAGUGCGAUUACGCUAGACGGACUUUUAUGGCUCGCAAAUCACACCGAGAUAUCACCUUCUUCACGAGACGCCCUGAUCAUUCUCAUCAAAGAGUUGACAGAGGUACCGGCAUUGACGCUGAUGGAUGAGGCGAAGAUGAAAGAGGCACCUUGGAAAGCGAUCUUUGAAAC